Molecule: messenger RNA, 753 nt
Organism: Penaeus indicus
Lineage: Eukaryota; Metazoa; Arthropoda; Malacostraca; Decapoda; Penaeidae
Product: E3 ubiquitin-protein ligase XIAP-like
Exons: 4
Biological process (GO): negative regulation of apoptotic process; regulation of cell cycle
Cellular component (GO): cytoplasm; nucleus
Molecular function (GO): cysteine-type endopeptidase inhibitor activity involved in apoptotic process
Source: RefSeq, a predicted model, not a curated record
AUGUCCAACUCUCAAAGGAACAUGGACAAUGCAACUGAUAUUGAUCGUGAUCUUACCCGUAUGUGCGAGGAGACACAUCGAACAAAUACAUAUAGGGAUUAUGAUCAAUAUGUUCACCAUCCAAAAAUAAUGGCAAAAGCUGGUUUCUAUGAACUAGAUAAGAGACUGAUUUGUUUCAGAUGUAAUUUAAACAUCGACAUCAGUGACAUUGGAAAAACUGAUGACAUCGUGGAAGUUCACCAGAUAAAUAGCCCAAGUUGUGGAAAGGUAACCGGUAAUGUACCUAUUCGUAUAAAUAAGAUUAUAAGUAAGAUCAUCGGUCAUCAAGAAACAGAUAACGAGAAAAACAGCUGUGAUAGCAAAGAAGGAAGAAACCGUGGAGCUAGUGGCGAAGAAGAUGGUGGAGAUUCACGCGAGUCGGAUAAUGACAGUUCCUCAAGAACCAGUGUUGGUAACAUAUUGUCGGAGAUGGGCAUCGAAUCGUAUUCUGGACCAGAGCACGAAAAUUUCGUAACGCCAAGAAGUCGCAAAUACACCUAUGACGAUUGGCCUCUGGGAGAUAUAAUGCUCCCCAAAAGACUGAUAGCUGCUGGAUUCUUUUAUUCGGGGUACGGUGACCACGUAAAUUGUUUCCACUGCGGUGUUGGUAUCCGCAAUUGGGAAAAGGGUGAUGACCCAUGGACACAACACGCUAUGUGGAAUCCUGAGUGUCGUUAUGUUCGAACCUUAAUGGGACAAACAUUUAUCGAUACG